AUGGAGACCCCGUACUCGAUGACGGCGCACUACGACGAGUUCCAGGAGGUCAAAUACGCGAGCCGGUGCGGCGCGGGGGGCGCGCGCGGGGCCUCGCUGCCGCCCGGCUUCCCGCGGGGCGCGGGGCGCGGCGCCUCCGGGGCCCGGGCGGGGCUGCCGCGCUGGAACCGGCGCGAGGUGUGCCUGCUGUCGGGGCUGGUGUUCGCCGCCGGCCUCUGCGCCAUCCUGGCCGCGAUGCUGGCGCUCAAGUACCUGGGCCCGGGCUCGGCGGGCGGCGGCGGCUGCUCCGAGGGCUGCCCCGAGCGCAAGGCCUUCGCGCGCGCCGCCCGCUUCCUGGCCGCCAACCUGGACGCCAGCAUAGACCCGUGCCAGGACUUCUACUCCUUCGCGUGCGGCGGCUGGCUGCGGCGCCACGCCAUCCCCGACGACAAGCUCACCUACGGCACCAUCGCGGCCAUCGGGGAGCAGAACGAGGAGCGGCUGCGGCGCCUGCUGGCGCGGCCCGGGGGCGGGCCCGGCGGGGCGGCCCAGCGCAAGGUGCGCGCCUUCUUCCGCUCGUGCCUCGACAUGCGCGAGAUCGAGCGGCUCGGCCCGCGGCCCAUGCUCGAAGUCAUCGAGGACUGCGGGGGCUGGGACCUGGGCGGCGGCGGCGGCGGCGAGCGCCCGGGGCCCGCGGCGCGCUGGGACCUCAACCGGCUGCUCUACAAGGCCCAGGGCGUGUACAGCGCCGCCGCGCUCUUCUCGCUCACCGUCAGCCUGGACGACAGGAACUCCUCGCGCUACGUCAUCCGCAUUGACCAGGAUGGGCUCACUCUGCCGGAGAGGACCCUGUACUUAGCUCAGGAUGAGGAGAGUGAGAAGAUCCUGGCAGCGUACCGGGUGUUCAUGGAGCGCCUGCUCAGCCUCCUGGGAGCCGAAGCCGUGGAGCAGAAGGCGCAGGAGAUCCUGCAGCUGGAGCAGCGGCUGGCCAACAUCACAGUGUCAGAGUACGAUGACCUCCGGCGAGAUGUCAGCUCCAUGUACAACAAGGUGACGCUGGGGCAGUUGCAGAAGAUCACCCCCCAUCUGCAGUGGAAGUGGCUGCUGGACCAGAUCUUCCAGGAGGACUUCUCAGAGGAUGAGGAGGUGGUGCUGUUGGCCACAGACUACAUGCAGCAGGUGUCCCAGCUCAUCCGCUCCACACCCCGCAGGAUCCUGCACAACUACCUGGUGUGGCGUGUAGUGGUGGUCCUGAGUGAGCACCUGUCACCGCCAUUCCGAGAGGCACUGCACGAGCUGGCCCGUGAAAUGGAGGGCAGUGACAAGCCACAGGAGCUGGCCCGUGUCUGCCUGGGCCAGGCCAACCGCCACUUUGGCAUGGCACUUGGAGCUCUCUUUGUACAUGAGCACUUCUCAGCUGCCAGCAAGGCCAAGGUACAGCAGCUUGUGGAAGACAUCAAGUUCAUCUUGGGCCGGCGCCUGGAGGAGCUGGACUGGAUGGAUGCCGAGACCAAGGCAGCUGCUCGGGCCAAGCUCCAGUACAUGAUGGUGAUGGUGGGCUACCCGGACUUCCUGCUCAAACCCGAGGCUGUGGACAAGGAGUACGAGUUCGAGGUCCACGAGAAGACCUACUUCAAGAACAUCUUGAACAGCAUCCGCUUCAGCAUCCAGCUCUCAGUCAAGAAAAUCCGGCAGGAGGUGGACAAGUCCACGUGGCUGCUCCCACCACAGGCCCUCAACGCCUACUACCUACCCAACAAGAACCAGAUGGUGUUCCCUGCAGGCAUUCUGCAGCCCACGCUCUACGACCCGGACUUCCCGCAGUCUCUGAACUACGGGGGCAUUGGCACCAUCAUCGGACACGAGCUGACCCAUGGCUAUGACGACUGGGGGGGCCAGUAUGACCGCUCGGGCAAUCUGUUGCACUGGUGGACGGAGGCUUCCUACAGCCGCUUCCUGCGCAAGGCGGAGUGCAUCGUCCACCUGUACGACAAUUUCACCGUCUACAACCAGCGGGUGAACGGGAAGCACACCCUUGGUGAGAACAUCGCGGACAUGGGUGGCCUCAAGCUGGCUUAUUAUGCCUAUCAGAAGUGGGUGCGGGAGCAUGGCCCGGAGCACCCGCUGCACCGGCUCAAGUACACGCACAACCAGCUCUUCUUCAUUGCCUUUGCCCAGGUGGGCCAGGUGGGGGCGGGUGGGAGGUGGUGGGGAUGGGGACAGCUGUCAGCCUGUCCUCGUGGGUGCCAGCCCUGGGAGGCGGUGGUCCCGUGGGUUCUGCUCAGGCAGCAGGGCCCAGUGUGCUGCAGGGGUUUGCAGGGCUUGCUCAACGGACUCCUUGGCUUCUUCUUUCCCUUUCCUUCCUUCCCCCACCACGGGGCCCAGAACUGGUGCAUCAAGCGGCGGUCACAGUCCAUCUACCUGCAGGUGCUGACCGACAAGCAUGCACCUGAGCACUACAGGGUGCUGGGCAGCGUGUCCCAGUUCGAGGAGUUUGGCCGGGCCUUCCAUUGCCCCAAGGACUCGCCCAUGAACCCUGCCCACAAGUGCUCUGUGUGGUGAGCCUGGCCAUCUGCCCGCACACCCUCGCUGCCUGCCCUGCACGAAUUGCCUCCCUGCCAGCUGCCGGGGCAGGCAUGAACCCGGCACUGGUCCUCGCUGGGUGCCACCCGCCUUCUGAGCCCCUCCGGGACCUGGCCUUCCUGCUGUCCCUCACCUCAGGAGGGGCCCAGAGCAGGCCUGAGGCUGGGCUCCAGGAGGGCGUGGGGGAGAGAUGCGGGGGUCCCCAAUACUGGCUCUAAGGAGCCAGACCGCCCCCCUCCGGCCAGGCCGGAUUGUACAGGCCCCACCUUCACUGUGUUCUUGCUGCUAA
This is a messenger RNA of Nyctereutes procyonoides (raccoon dog), 2851 nucleotides long. It is a transcript of the gene ECEL1, whose product is annotated as endothelin converting enzyme like 1. The record is from RefSeq and is a predicted model, not a curated record. Gene Ontology annotation, molecular function: metalloendopeptidase activity. NCBI's taxonomy places the organism in Eukaryota, Metazoa, Chordata, Mammalia, Carnivora, Canidae. The coding region runs from base 1 to 2541 and encodes 846 amino acids. Gene Ontology annotation, biological process: protein processing. Gene Ontology annotation, cellular component: plasma membrane. The transcript has 16 exons.